This is a messenger RNA of Hordeum vulgare subsp. vulgare (domesticated barley), 1053 nucleotides long. RefSeq names its product GDSL esterase/lipase At5g03610-like. The coding region runs from base 1 to 1053 and encodes 350 amino acids. Gene Ontology annotation, molecular function: hydrolase activity, acting on ester bonds. Lineage: Eukaryota; Viridiplantae; Streptophyta; Magnoliopsida; Poales; Poaceae. The record is from RefSeq and is a predicted model, not a curated record. The transcript is spliced from 6 exons.
AUGAAGCUCCUUCCGACCGUCUUCCUUCUCCUCCUAGUCGUCCUUGCAUUGGAUGAUGUGGAGGCCCGAGGCGCACCCAGGGGUCAUGGUGCACACCGCCAGUGGUCCAGCAUGUUCGUCUUCGGCGACGACUUUGUCGACAACGGCAACGUUCCCAACAUCAUCGGUGAGAAGACGUCGCGGCAAUGGAGCUACCCGUACGGCGCUUACCGCAACUCCAGUUGGUCUGGAGCUCCUGUUCCAACAGGACGCUUCUCCAACUACCGGAUGCAGUCAGAUUUCAUCGCAAGGAUGUUGGGCCUCAAUGAAGCCCCUCCAGCCUACGAGCUCACAUCAGACCAAUCUUGCGACUCAUCUGGCAUGACCUUUGCUUUUGGCGGCGCUGGUGUCUUCAAGGUGACGGAGAAGAAAGUGCGGACCCUUGCCGCACAGGUCCAAGCUUUCAAGAGGCUAGUCAACGACGGGGUCAUCCCAACACGACAGCUUCAUCACUCUGUUGCGCUCAUCGCCAUCUCCGGCAAUGACUACAUGACUGGCUCCGACGCCAACAGUGGCUUCUACUCGAGCUUCGACGAUCUCGACACUUACAUGGGAAACGUGGCGACUGAGAUCCUAGAUAAUGUGGCACAGCUGCAGAUGCUUGGUGUGAGAAAGACUAGCUCCAACAACCAUACCACAUGUGACCUUCUCGCCAACUAUGGCGCAUCCGUGCAUAACAAGUAUCUAAACCAAAUGAUCGGAGAAAGGGACAACGUCCACAUACUGGACCUCUACACUGCCUUCACCGAUAUAGUCAAUCACGCCCCUGGUGAAGGGUCGGAUCGGUCCAAGGAUUUCAAGCGCAAGCUGACCCCAUGUUGCAAGAGUUCCUAUGAGGGAGGGUACUGUGGAGAGCGUAGCAGCUCAGGCAAGCACCUGUACGAUCUAUGCGAAAAUCCCGACAAGAGGUUCUACUGGGACGAGACACACCCGACACAUGCUGGGUGGGAGGCUGUAAUGGAGGCGCUGGAGCAACCUCUGAUGGAAUUUCUGGAUCAGGACUACAUUCCAUGA